GGAAGUUUGAAGGAGGAAUAUUUAAAGGAAGAGCUGCCCAUUUCAAAAACGCCGCCAGAAUUCGUUGGUAAGCUGCGACCUUUAAAAGAGGAAACAGAGAUUUUGAGAGAGAAAGAGAGAAACGAGAAUCUCGCCUGGUCGUGGGCUUCGAGCAAAAGGGAAGCGUGAUCCUUUUAGCUAGAGUUUUCCUGGAUUUCGGUUUUCAUUUUUCUGUCGUCGGAUACCCUGUUUGAAUUUCUGGAUAUAUCGGUUUCUUAAAAAUUCGUCUUUUUCCCGCUCGGAAGAGAUGCUUCAGACUCGGGAAACCAGUCAGGAGUUCUUUAAAUCGUGGAAUUUUUUUGCAUCCCCUGCAGAAAAAAACGGCGGCAUAUUCUCUCUAACGAUGAAAGUAACAUUUGUGGUUUUCCUCCUCGCUUCAACAUCUCUCGUCUUCUAUUCUGCAUUCUCCAGCCAAUCCCGAUGGCUGAGAUUCUCUCGAUGCGAAGGCGGAGUUAACAACCCCGGUGACCAGAGUGAAACCGUCCGUCGUAUUUCCGCCGGUGGCGAUUACGGGAGGACGAACGUAUCCCACAUCCUGUUUGGUAUCGGAGGCUCAGCAAAGACAUGGAAGGACCGCCGGCAUUACAGCGAGUUAUGGUGGAAACCAAACAUCACUCGUGGGUUCGUCUGGCUGGACGAGAAACCCGACGAGAAAGAGCCCUGGCCAGAAAAUUCACCGCCGUAUCGAGUUUCAGAGGACUCGUCAAGGUUCAAGUACACCAGUCGGUACGGCUCCCGGUCCGCAGUUCGUAUUGCUCGAAUCGUAUUGGAGAGCUUCCGACUGGGGUUAGAGAAUGUGAGGUGGUUCGUGAUGGGAGACGAUGAUACGGUGUUAUUCGUAGAGACUUUAGUAUCGGUCCUAUCGAAGUACGAUCACAAUCAGAUGUAUUAUAUCGGGGGAAACUCAGAAAGCGUAGAACAAGAUGUUAUACACUCGUACGGUAUGGCUUUUGGAGGUGGUGGAUUCGCCAUCAGUUACCCGCUCGCUGCCGAGCUUGUUAAGGUGCUGGACGAGUGUAUUGAUCGGUACGCAUCUCUCUACGGUUCUGAUCAGAAGAUCCAGGCAUGCUUGAGCGAGAUCGGGGUCCCCGUCACCAAGGAACUUGGUUUCCAUCAGGUCGAUAUUCGCGGAGAUCCAUACGGUCUAUUAGCGUCACAUCCGGUGGCGCCGUUGGUGUCGCUCCACCACCUCGGCUACGUGAAGCCCUUGUUCCCAAACCAGACUCAGCUGGAAUCGCUAAGAUCGUUAUUUGGGGCGUACAAGGCGGACCCCGGUCGAACCCUGCAGCAGAGCUUCUGUUACGAUCUCGACCGGAACUGGUCUGUCUCCGUUUCUUGGGGCUACACCGCCCAGAUAUACCCUUACUUGUUGACGGCCAAGGAGCUGGAGACCGCACUGCAAACGUUUCGGACAUGGAGGAGCUGGAGUAACGAGCCAUUCACUUUCAACACUAGGCCCUUGAGUGCUCGACCAUGUGAAAGGCCGCUCAUUUACUUCUUGGACCGGGUCAAUGAUCAAGUAGGGCCGGGCCAGACUCUGACGUCUUAUAAGAGGUUCGUGGAAGAUCCCGGCAAAGUUUGUAACCAGUCUUACUACGACGCUGCGUUGACUGUACGCUCCGUGAACGUCUCUGCCUCGAUAUUUGAGACUGACGAAUGGAAGAAGGCACCACGUAGACAAUGUUGCGAGAUAACCCAUGCACAUGGAGUGGAUAGCGUUGUUCAGAUCAGAAUCAGAAGCUGUAAACCCCGGGAAUCCGUUACUCCGCCUUAGAGAGAGAACCCACAGGCCACAUUGCUUCUCCUUCAUCUCCGUGUAAAUAUUUGUUUAUUCUAUUUAUUAAA
Nelumbo nucifera (sacred lotus) is the source of this 1884-nucleotide messenger RNA. RefSeq lists its product as uncharacterized. NCBI's taxonomy places the organism in Eukaryota, Viridiplantae, Streptophyta, Magnoliopsida, Proteales, Nelumbonaceae. The record is from RefSeq and is a predicted model, not a curated record.